AUGGCGCAGAAGAGAAGGACCUUCACUCUUUACUCCUCUUCCUCCACCACCACCUUCACGUCUUCCGUGGACUCUCCCGUGGAGCCUGAGAAGCCGGACUGGGGCCAGGACAAGCUGCGCCGCCACCCACCGGUGCUGCACAUGGUCCUGGAGGCCCUUCGGGCUACGCAGCACCCCAGGGGCACCUCAGUGGCCGCCAUCAAGGUCUACAUCAUGCACAAGUACCCCACAGUGGACUUUCUCCGGCUCAAGUACCUGCUUAGACAGGCGCUGGCCACGGGCAUCAGCCGCGGCCUCCUCACCCGGCCGGCCAACUCCAAGGCCAGGGGCGCCACUGGCAGCUUCAAACUAGUUCCCAAGCCCACAAAGAAAAUCCAGACCAAGAAGACGUGCCCCAAAACAGUCCCUAAAAAUCCUGGGGAGGCCAAGGAGCAGGACCCCAAGAGACCUGGCAAGGCCAAAAAGGAUCUUCCCAGCCCAGGCCAGGCCAAGAAGGACCCCAGGAAGCUGGGGGAGCACAAGGCCUCUCUCCCCAAACCCGGAGCAGCCAAGGACAAGCCCCCCCGAAAGGCCAGCGAGACCAAAAAGGGCCUUUCCAAGCCAGGCCAGGGGCAAAGGGGACCCCAGAAGGCAAGUGAGGGAAAGGGGGCUCACGUGAAACCCAGCACGGCUGAGAAGGCCCCCCAGAACGGCAGCCAGACGAAGGGCUCCAAGGCCCCCCAGCACCCCGGCAAGGCCAGCAAGGCCCCCCAGCACCCCGGCAAGGCCAGCAAGACCCCUCCCAGUGGGAAGUCAACGGCCGCAGGAGGGAGGACCCAGCCAGGUGCUGAUGUCCACAGGAAAACCAAAGUGAAGAACAGGAGCUCCAAGCCCACCAGCAGCAAGAGCAAGAAUGGUGCUGUGUCCCCCUCGGGAAAGGAGGUGAAGUCGCAGGGGCCGGGGCAGCUGCCAAAAGCCAAGGCCUGA
This is a messenger RNA of Sorex fumeus (smoky shrew), 966 nucleotides long. RefSeq names its product histone H1.8. NCBI's taxonomy places the organism in Eukaryota, Metazoa, Chordata, Mammalia, Eulipotyphla, Soricidae. The transcript is spliced from 6 exons. Gene Ontology annotation, biological process: nucleosome assembly. Gene Ontology annotation, molecular function: DNA binding. The record is from RefSeq and is a predicted model, not a curated record. Gene Ontology annotation, cellular component: nucleosome. Bases 1 to 966 code for a protein of 321 amino acids.